This is a messenger RNA of Lactuca saligna, 369 nucleotides long. The record is from the annotation of a GenBank genome assembly. NCBI's taxonomy places the organism in Eukaryota, Viridiplantae, Streptophyta, Magnoliopsida, Asterales, Asteraceae.
AUGAUAGCACUUUGGUUCGUUUUCUUCCAAUUCUUACAACAUUCAAGUCAUCACAGAAGCCAUCGUCUUCCAAGUUGGUUUACAAUUUUGGCCUUUUCUCCAUCCUCCUCAGGACAAGAAGAAGAAGAAAUACAAGUUGAUGCCAAUGCUCAAGGAAUUCAAGGAAAUGAAGCUGAAACCAAUCUAAGCACUCAAGGAAACGAAGUUGAAACUAAUACUGUCAAGACAAAUCCCCCUCCUUGCGAAGCACUUGAUGUCAAUGAUGGUGAACAUAAUGAUGAUAAGUUUGCGAAUUUUUCCGUGGACACGGCUCCUCGAAAAAACCGCGUAUCCGUUUGCCGUGUUGGAACUUUGAGACAAUGUGGCUAG